This is a messenger RNA of Musca vetustissima, 2001 nucleotides long. Its product is annotated as neprilysin-4-like. Gene Ontology annotation, cellular component: plasma membrane. The transcript has a single exon. NCBI's taxonomy places the organism in Eukaryota, Metazoa, Arthropoda, Insecta, Diptera, Muscidae. The coding region runs from base 1 to 2001 and encodes 666 amino acids. Gene Ontology annotation, molecular function: metalloendopeptidase activity. The record is from RefSeq and is a predicted model, not a curated record. Gene Ontology annotation, biological process: protein processing.
AUGCCAGAUUGUCUUCAAUUAUUAGUUUGCUUGUUGGCAAUUUUUAAUGGGUUCCUCUUCACACCUGCCCUGGCAGAGAAAUGUCUGCCGCAUUCAAGAAACCCCAACUGCCAACACUUGCAACGAAUCAAACUUUCCCUGGACGAAAAUGUGAAUCCCUGCCAUAAUUUCUAUGCCCAUGCCUGUAACAAUUGGCCCUCCCAGCACAUGUCUUCCGAAUAUGCCGAUGCCCUACAAUUGGUGGAUCAUCAAAUGAACUUGAAAUUUAUACGCCUGGUCCAGACCAUGACAGAGGAGAAGCUGAAGUUGGAUUUUUUCAACAACACUCGUGUGUAUUAUGAAUCGUGUCUGAAGGCAGCGGCAGUCCGAAGACCUCUGCCGGAAUAUUUGAAAAUCAUCCAGCCGGCUGAGAAUUUGGAAUGGCCAAUAAUGUGGAAAAUACGCAUAGACAAUACAGAAAAUUUGGAAUGGGAAUUAGUUGUGGAAUUACUCCGAGAAAAUGAUAAGAAAUCAUGGCCAGGCGGGCAAUUCGACAUAUAUCACCUGCUGGGUGAAUUGGCGGAUUAUGGAUUUGACCAGGUCCUCAUAAGGCCAUCGAUCAAGGAGACCCUAAAUGAAACAAUAUUGGUUUUGGCUGAACCCAAGUGGGACACCGUAACACAUUUGGAUAUGGAAGAUAUGUUAAACCGUCUGCAGGUACAUCCCGCUGAUGUCUACAAGUACACCAAAAGGCUAAGCGCAAUGCAGACUAAAUUGAAUCGCAUGUCGGGGAAGUUUGAAUACAAUUCUACAUCGCGUGUAUUUAAUUCAAUGGGAGAUUAUUCCGAAUUAAAGCAAAAAUAUCCGAUGUUACGAAAAUAUCUUCAUAAUAUUGGCAUCCUGAAGUUCGAGAGAAAUCUAAAAAUUGAAAUUUCCAAUUUGGAUUAUUUUGAUUUGCUUCAGACCCAACAGUGGACCGAUGAGGAAAAAGAACAGAUUUGCAAUUAUAUUAUGCUGCAUUGGCUACGGCUUCUGUUGCAGGAUAAGGCCAGCCCGGGUAAUACUAAAUUAGAUUGUAUCAAAGAGGUUCGUAGUAAAUUCGAUUUACCUCUAACCUUGCUGUACUAUGAAAAUUUCUUUAGGCCACAUGAACGUCCAAUUAGUUCCGACAUCUACCACAUGUUUCGUCAGAUCCGUAAGAGUCUAAUACAAUUUCUUGAAAAUAAACCUCAGGAGUUUGUGAUGGCAAAUCUACGAUCUGAAAUUGAUGGUCAACAGUUAAACUUGGGUAAUCGGCCCAGUACCCUGCGCAACUCUCACAUACAACAAUUAUUUGCCGAUAUCCCGCAACUAGAACCCAACAAUUUCUUCGUCAAUCAUUUGUAUCUGAUGCGUCACCGUAUGAUCACCUCACUGCAACGUCUACACCAUUCCCGACACGUCAUGUAUUCGGAUCAUCACCAGAAUGUGGGUAUUUCCUCCGCCCCAUUUUAUGAUGAAAGACGCAACAUGUUGCUGCUGCCCCUGGGUAUUCUACAGCCCCCAAUUUAUCAUCAGGAACUCCAUCCGAUUUUCAAAUUCUCUUCACUGGGAUUUCUAAUGGCUCAACAUAUCAACCACACCCAUUUGGCUGGAAUGUCAUAUUUUUUACCACCCCGCACAGAUUACGAAGAAGCAUACCAACAGUGUCGUAAUCGUUUCAAGACAGAACCCAAAAAAGUGUUAAUUGCCAGAAAUGUGGGAGCAGCAGCUAUAGCUUAUGAUUCAUACCUCUCCGAACAGCCCGGAUAUCAAUUUCAACCUGAAUUUACCGAUAUACCAUGGCAACAAUUAUUCUAUCUAAAUUUGGCCCAGCUGUUUUGUGUCGCUGAGAAUGGCACACCUCGCGAAUAUCGGAACCGUUUUAUACUGCAUAAGAUUGCCGCAUAUUUUCCAACCUUCAAUGAGGCAUUUCAAUGUAAUCGAGAUGAUAUCGAACCCGAAAGCAUUUGUGUAUUUAAUACUAAUCUAUAUUAUUUGUAA